This is a messenger RNA of Calidris pugnax (ruff), 3506 nucleotides long. RefSeq names its product CTP synthase 2 (gene CTPS2). The record is from RefSeq and is a predicted model, not a curated record. The transcript has 20 exons. Gene Ontology annotation, biological process: pyrimidine nucleobase biosynthetic process; CTP biosynthetic process. Gene Ontology annotation, molecular function: CTP synthase activity; identical protein binding. Gene Ontology annotation, cellular component: cytoophidium; cytoplasm. The coding region runs from base 295 to 2061 and encodes 588 amino acids. Lineage: Eukaryota; Metazoa; Chordata; Aves; Charadriiformes; Scolopacidae.
GGGAGAGGCCUCACGGGGAGAGGCCUCACGGAGCGCGGCUCCCCGCGGCCGCCAGCUUCCACCCCGAAGGGGGAGCGGGCGGGCCGGCCUGGCGGGCACGGCGUUGCCCGCGGACCGCCGGGGAGGUGCCACCUGUGCCUCCCCCCCGCCCCUUCCGCGGGUUCCGCGUCAGCCCGGUUAGCGGGCACGCCUCCGCUUCGCUGCCGGUUGGAGUAUCCGCCUUUAAAACCCCCCAAAGAGGCGGCGCGGGGGCGAUUUCCAGCUUGCGAUUGGUGUGCUUGUGCUGAUUUUCUGAUGAAGUACAUCCUGGUAACUGGUGGUGUCAUCUCAGGCAUUGGCAAAGGGAUCAUUGCAAGCAGCAUUGGCACCAUCCUGAAAUCAUGCGGUCUACGGGUCACUGCAAUCAAAAUUGAUCCUUACAUAAACAUAGAUGCUGGAACCUUUUCACCAUAUGAACAUGGUGAAGUUUUUGUAUUGAAUGAUGGUGGAGAAGUUGACUUAGAUUUGGGAAAUUAUGAGAGAUUUUUGGACAUCAAUCUCUAUAAAGAUAACAACAUCACCACUGGAAAGAUAUAUCAGCACGUCAUUAAUAAAGAAAGACAUGGUGAUUACCUGGGAAAAACCGUUCAAGUUGUUCCGCACAUCACCGAUGCGGUUCAGGAAUGGGUAAUGAAUCAGGCAAAAGUUCCGGUGGAUGAUGACAGAAGAGAGCCACAAAUUUGUGUGAUUGAGCUGGGUGGAACCAUUGGAGAUAUCGAAGGAAUGCCAUUUGUUGAAGCAUUUAGACAGUUUCAGUUCAAAGCAAAGAGAGAGAACUUCUGUAAUAUCCAUGUUAGUCUAGUACCACAGCCUAAUGCCACUGGCGAACAGAAGACAAAACCGACACAGAACAGUGUUCGAGCACUGAGGGGUCUAGGCUUGUCUCCAGAUUUGAUUGUCUGCAGAAGUGCAAAACCUAUAGAAAUGGCAGUGAAGGAAAAGAUUUCCAUGUUUUGCCAUGUGGAGCCUGAGCAGGUGAUAUUUAUCCAUGAUGUUUCUUCCACUUAUCGAGUACCAAUUCUGUUGGAGGAGCAAGGCAUCAUUAAGUAUUUUAAACAGAGGUUGGAUCUUCCUAUUGAUGAUCAGCCAAGUGAUCUUCUAAUGAGAUGGAAGAAAAUGGCUGACAGGUACGAUAGGUUGCUGAAGGUGUGUUCCAUAGCUCUCGUUGGCAAGUAUACAAAACUAAGUGAUUGCUAUGCAUCUGUCUUCAAGGCUCUGGAACACUCUGCGCUGGCAAUUAAUCACAAACUGGAUUUAAUGUAUAUAGAUUCAACAGAACUUGAACAUUCUACAGAAGUGGAGAACUCAGUGAAAUAUCACCAGGCGUGGCAGAAACUGUGCAAAGCAGAUGGCAUUCUGGUCCCAGGAGGCUUCGGAAUUAGGGGAACAGAAGGCAAACUCCAAGCUAUCUCUUGGGCAAGGACAAAGAAAAAACCUUUUCUUGGAGUUUGCCUGGGAAUGCAAUUAGCAGUUGUGGAAUUUGCAAGAAACUGUUUGAAUUGGAAAGAUGCAAAUUCUACAGAAUUUGACCCAGACACAAAAAACCCCGUUGUUAUUGACAUGCCAGAACACAAUCCUGGAGAUAUGGGUGGAACAAUGAGACUGGGGAAGAGGAGGACUGUUUUCAAAGCACAAAAUUCUGUUUUAAGGAAACUUUAUGGGGAUGAAAUGUUUGUAGAGGAGCGACACAGGCAUCGAUACGAGGUGAACCCAGAAUUGACCCACUGCUUUGAAGAGAAAGGUUUGAAAUUUGUUGGCCAUGAUACAGAAGGGAACAGAAUGGAAAUUAUUGAACUGGAGAAUCACCCAUAUUUUGUGGGAGUACAGUUCCACCCAGAGUUUUCCUCAAGACCUAUGAAACCUUCACCUCCAUACCUUGGGCUGUUGCUAGCAGCAACUGGGACGCUCAAUGCAUACCUGCAACGUGGAUGUAAAUUGUCUCCAAGAAAGAAUGACAGCUACAGUGACCUCAGCGAUGACAGCUCUCCAGAGAAAGGGUUCUCUAAUUCAGAAAUGAGCUGAAAUGAUUGCAUGAGAUCGCAGAAAUGGAUGAUGCUACUGAGAAAGUUGGGAACAGGACAAUGCCGAAUAGAAGAAAGUAAAAGUAGAAGCUGCUUACGGUCCUCAUAGUGUCUCCUCCUAUACUGUUUUCAAUAAUUCUCUUUACAAGUGGCAGUUUUACUGCUCUGUAUAAAUGCUGUUUCUCUUUAAAAAUCACAAAAUUGUCGUGCAUCUUAGCUGUUAAUCAUUAUUGUUCUUGUCCUAUAGUUCAGAAUGAUCUCAGGUGAAUAUAUAUCAAUUCACUAGUUCACAACUGUUCUUGAUUUGAAGGAAGAUGUGAUUGUUUACAGUUUGCCUUAGAACAGAAAGAUAAAAUGUGUUAGUUCUUAUGAAUAAGAGGGAAUGCACUAAAAAAAUUAAGGGAAAGUUGUCUUAUCCAGGAGCAGAAGAGAACUGUUUCAGGUUUGUUUCCCUAUUAAGCUUGUUGUAUAUAUAUAUUUUUUUACUUUUUUGCUGUUCAAUAUGUACAAAUGAGAAAUUGUUGCUAUAUUUCAGCUCUUUGUGAUUAUAAUAAUUGAUGUUGGAUACACAUCUUUUCACUUUGCCUUUAUAAGUGAUUUCACUUUACAAAAGUUCAGGUCUGUUUGCUCUAAAGUCUGGGAAUACUGAAAGUAAUUCUGAUCUAGAAAAUUACAGGAGUGAUACUAGAAGGUGGUUUUGUAUUUGUAUUUUUUAAGAGAGAAGGUAAAUACAUUUAUAUGUUAAAAUGUAAUUUGAACACUUGUAUGAAAGUUGUAGAAGGACCAGUCAUUAACCUGGAGCAUUAGCUGGGCUCCAGCCGUACAACACUCAGUUAAUUUCAAUAAAUGAGUGUAAAGGUGAAUUAAUUUUCACCAUUGUCUUCCCUCAUCCAGUGACCACUUCAAGGUCGUGGCACUCAUCCUCCAGUAGAAUGGAAUGAUUAGAAGAAUAGAACAACCUGGACCUGAGCUAUGUAACUGACAGGCUCCAAAUCCCUGGGGCACCCUUUCCUCUAAAGAAAACUUUUAAAUUGUGAGCUUUGUAUUUCAUUUUGGUUUUGGGCAAAGUAACUUUUUAAAUUCAUCAAAAGGUAAAUAUCUGAACAAAAAUGAAAAGCACCGUGUCCAUUAUUACAGCUUAGUAAAACAAUACAUUUGAGACUUUGCAUUGCUUUAGAAAAUUUCAGGUUACACAGCCAGUUUAUCUCUUCAGUAGAAAAAAAGCUUUAAUGCUAAUAAAAUAUAAAAUGUAUGCCUAUGGCAGUAUUUUUCUAAAGUGGUCUGCAAAUGUGUGCCUUAGAAAUAGCAGGUAUUGACAGAAUUGGUGUCACUGUAUGUCUUCCACAAUGAAAGACACUGGCUACUGGUUUGUGAGAGGUGAAGCGUUUCCUAAGAUUGUCUGUAAUGUGCAAAUGUAUUUUCAAAUAUAUUGAAUUGUGUUACUCA